Molecule: messenger RNA, 1274 nt
Organism: Globicephala melas (long-finned pilot whale)
Lineage: Eukaryota; Metazoa; Chordata; Mammalia; Artiodactyla; Delphinidae
Gene: DBP
Product: D-box binding PAR bZIP transcription factor
Biological process (GO): regulation of transcription by RNA polymerase II
Cellular component (GO): nucleus
Molecular function (GO): RNA polymerase II cis-regulatory region sequence-specific DNA binding; DNA-binding transcription factor activity, RNA polymerase II-specific
Source: RefSeq, a predicted model, not a curated record
GCAGGUGCCGGGCGAUGGCGCGGCCCGUGAGCGACAGGACUCCGGCCCCCCUGCUGCUGGGCAGCCCGACCGGGGCCCCCCCUGGCGGGGGAGCGCUGCUUGGGCUGCGGAGCCUUCUGCAGGGGACCAGCAAGCCCAAAGAGCCAGCCAGCUGUCUGCUGAAGGAAAAGGAGCGCAAGGCGGCCCCGCCGGCAGCCACGGUCCCCGGGCCGGGCCUGGAGCCAGCGGGACCUGCGGAUGCCUCAGCUGGGGCGGUAGUGGGCGGCGGGUCCCCACGGGGACGCCCUGGGGCUGCGCCCGGCCCGGGUCUGUUGGCGCCGCUACUGUGGGAGCGGACGCUGCCGUUCGGCGACGUGGAGUACGUGGACCUGGACGCCUUCCUGCUGGAGCAUGGGCUCCCUCCCAGCCCGCCGCCCCCCGGCGGCCCGUCGCCAGCGCCCUCCCCCGUGCGCACACCUGCACCCUCCCCAGGGCCCGGCUCCUGCGGCUCGGCUUCCCCUCGCUCCUCGCCCGGGCACGCCCCCGCCCGGGCUGCCCUCGGGGCCGCCGGCGGCCACCGCGCAGGCCUGACCUCUCGGGACACACCCAGCCCUGUGGACCCAGACACGGUGGAGGUGCUGAUGACCUUUGAACCUGACCCAGCUGAUUUAGCCCUGUCAAGUAUUCCCGGCCAUGAGACCUUUGACCCUCGGAGACAUCGCUUCUCAGAGGAGGAACUUAAGCCCCAGCCAAUCAUGAAGAAGGCACGGAAGAUCCAGGUGCCAGAGGAGCAGAAGGAUGAGAAGUAUUGGAGCCGGCGGUACAAGAAUAACGAGGCAGCCAAGCGGUCCCGCGACGCCCGGAGGCUCAAGGAGAACCAGAUAUCGGUGCGGGCGGCCUUCCUGGAGAAGGAGAACGCCCUGCUACGGCAGGAGGUGGUGGCCGUGCGCCAGGAGCUGUCCCACUACCGCGCCGUGCUGUCCCGCUACCAGGCCCAGCACGGAGCCCUGUGAGGCCGCCCCCACCCCAACAGGUGGAGCUCUCCUCCGCCUCACUCAGACUUGCGCCCUGACGCCCUCUUCCCUCCCCGCCCUGUGGCCCACGGGCCGGCCAGCUGGGUGCCCCAGGGAUGUGAUGAUGCAGAUAAAUACAUUUAUAUUUUUAAGAAAAAGUGAGCCUCCCCGCUCCCUCGCGGGGGCGGGGAAGGUCCUCAGUGUGUGCCCCCCGGCACGUCGGGGACCCCAUCCUCCCACCGCCUCCGUUAACACGAUCCUGAAUAAAUCUUGAGAACCCCA